AUGGAUGUCGCAGACGAUUACACGUUCGACGUGGACGGGGUCGAAUGGGGCCAGAAGGCAGCGCCCGCCGACGCCCGCAGCGUCGACGCCCCGUGGGUGCCACACGCCGAGAGGACCUACAUCGACGACGUCGACGGCGACAUCACGCAGAUCACGGACGUGAUCACGCUCGACCGUUACAUGCUGAAGGGCUCCAUGACGUGGGAGGUCGAGUACGACGGCGACGGCAAGGGCGCCGUGGUCGGCGUCCGCGAGGGCUCGGAGCCCGUCGUGAAGCUCUUGUGCGACCUGCUCAAGAAGGACGUGUACAAGGACGGGAACGGCCACGUGCUCAUCACUUUCCCUGACAAGCCGAAAGCCGUGCCCCUGCAAGUCAUCAUGUCCCGCUUUCGGGAGGGAUCAGUGGCGAUUCGUGCGGACAUCGCCGACUCGUGGUCCAGCAUGCCCGUAUUCGUGUUCCAACGUGCUCGGGACGCAGGUUGUCGUGUGUAUUGGCCCGCGGCUGAGCUCUACAGGGUCUUGGGCGUGAAGGCCUUCAAGGGCAUGCCCAGCAGAUGGUUCCAGGCAUGCCGAAAGAGCUGGCGGGAACACAUAGAGGGCCACUUCCCUGGGCAGCACAUCGUUCAGUCAACGAGCUCUGGAGAUAAGAGCAAGACCGACAUUCCAUAUGAGUGGAGAUGCCUCCCGACGCCGUGCGUCAACACCGUCAUGCUCCUGGAGCAGUUGGUUCGGUGGUCAUUCGCCCCGCCAGCCCGCGGGGGGAUGAAGGCCGAGGAUGGGCCAUCUGCGGCCAAGAGCGCUUUGCAGAGUCUGUUGAAGUCCGCGGCCCACUGCGAGGUCAAGCGCGAGUUCAAUAUCCUCCUCUUGGCUGAAUGGAAAUGCAGGUGGCCGAGACCUUCGUCGGCGCUUGCGGACGGAAUCGUCGUCGACGCCUACGUGGACUCCGACCUGACCUUAGUCUGGCCAGACGUCGCCAAGGAGUGGGAGCUCGAUCGCCCGAUGGCGCCCCUGCUGGAGUCGUGGGUGUCAAGCAUCCAGCAGACAUCGCCGCUGCACGAGGGCCCGUUCAAGUGCGCCGAGCCGUGGCCGCUCAUGCGCUUGUUACGUGCUGGCGCGAUCCGAAAGAUAUUCUCCUGGCUCGUCUCUCAGGUCUUGCACCACCUGGCGCUGCAGCUGGAGAGGGUGCUGGCGGGCCACCUUCACGGCCGCGAGGACUCGGGCGAGCCAACCACGUUCACGUUCAAGAAUAAAGAGAUCAGCGCCUCCGACCCCAUGCUCGACGCGAAGUUGUUCCAGUGCGUGUUGGCAGGCUCCCAGGUCUCUGCGGACUACAGGGUCGUUGGCAUCGCCUGCGACAAGGCCUCCCCCGCAGCCAUGGCGGUCACGAACACCCUGCUCACGUAUGCCAACAACGUCGGCGUCGUGUGUUGCCCUGUGGUGCUUCGGGGCGUGAAGGCAACGUCGCGCGUCCGAGGACACGGGCGCCCAGAGCGCGGGGGGGCGAUCCAGGUCGACGUCGGCAUCGAUGACAUGCACUUGUUGGGGCAGGGGGGGCUGAAGAGGAAGCGCGAGGGGUCCGUGGCGCCAGAUUCGGUGAUCCAGCGCCAGUCUUCGUGGCUUCUGAGGGGCCAGGACGCGACCAAGUGGCGGCCACCCAAGACCAGUACAAUCUACAACGGCUUCAAGUUCUCCAGCUACGAUGCCGAUGUGGCAGCUUGGAGAGACGCGAAUUGGAGAGACUGGGCAGGGCGCGGCCUCGCGAUGGACCUUGGAUCUGACGGGGUCAGCGGCGUGCACGCGCUGCUCUACCACUUUAAGGUUAACGUGUGGAUCUGGCCCGGCCAGUCGCACAUGACGAAGUGCGUGUUCGAGGGGAUGGUCAAGCGGAUCAAGAAGUGGGAGCUGCUGUUAUUGUUGUUGAUAUCGUGGAACUUCGAGCACGGCCCUUUCAACAACGAGGGUCGUCGCUGGCAGGUCGAAGGCGUCAUUCGCGUGGUCAUGGAUCGGUUCCGCCCCAAUGAGCUCCCCUUGUUCAUGGAGAUGGCCCCCGCCAUGGUCGAGCAGCUGGAGGGUGCCCAGAUCUGCGCCUUCCCGCGCCAGCGGCUUCUGGAGGAGGAGCUGUGGGACUUCCUGAAGAGUCGGUUGAACCACCCCGUUGGCCGUCGCAUCGCUAUGUGUCGGUUUGGGGCAGCAUUGCACGCUUGCAAGAAGAACAAAGGGUACUGGGCGGUGCACCUUUUCGAGCGCACCUUGCUGGCACUAGAGACGGACAUGCUCAAAGGCAAGGGGUUCGUCACUGCACUUCGGGCCCGCGUCGGCGCUGGUGACGGCGCCGCGGCGGCCGAUGGCCCAACAGCCCAGCGGAAGGUCACGUUCGAAGACACGUCUUCGCGGGCUUGUUGCGGCAACGCGUGCGUGGUUUCCAUCAUGACGCUGUCCAACGAUGACAAUCGACGCUUGAUCAACUGCAUCGUGGCAACCACCAAGCCGCUGGACGACUACCACACGGAGCAGAAUCGGAGCUGUCGGUCUGUCAAUGCUUGUUCGGGGUGGAUCAUCCGCAUGGUCACUGGGGACUACGCCAAGUUCGUCUGCGAGAACACCAAGCUCUUGCUCAACGUUCACGCGCUCGCGUCUGCAGAGUUCAUGGUGCCCGCCAGCCCAGACUACAGCCUCGGCCACCUCCUGAACGACGCCUCCAUGGACGCGGUGGUGGAGGAUGAGUUCGCGUACUACUUUGGGCAGUUGUGCAUGGGGUGCGUUACGGAGCUGUUCGUUCGCGGCUUGUGGAUGCACGGCUGGCCUGGGAAGAUGUUCGGUGUCUGCGUGGAGGGCCGCGGCUACCAAGAGAGAGUCAUCGACGCCUUCCGCCAGGACCUGGUCGCCAAGAACGGGUACAUGAUCUACGAUGGCAAGACGAAUGUUGACGAGGCUAUCUUAUCGCGGCACCAGUUCGAGCUAACUUCUAACAAGCAGAUCAUCGCUGCCCUUGCAGACGUUGACUACCGCCCCCACCAGGACCUCCAGAAGAUGAUCCGUGAUCGGACCUUGCAGUGCAUCGCCACCAGGUUGAUGGGCACGGUCUUGGAGAGCGAGUUGAUUGAGAAGCACAAGUACGAGCCCGUGAAGAUACACUCGGCGCCGUUCGACCCCCGCGACAGGUUGCACAAGAACGCCUUCAGCCCAGCCGAGAAGGACAUGUCCAUGGACUUCAAGGGCGUAUGCGGAACCGCUGACAACCCUGGAUGGUUCAGCCCGUCCGUUCGAAACAUGAACUUGCCCACCGCCGACUUGUACAUGAUGCGCGAGGCGCUCGCCAGCAAUAACUUCUCCAAAUGCAAGGACGCUUGGCUCGGUGACGUGUUCACUCUGGACAACUUGAUGGGUGUUGGCUUCUUGAAGGCCGAUGGCUCUCGCGAGUGGUACUUGGCCCUUCAUCCCUUCCCGAAGUCGAGCGUCCUCUUCUGGCCCUGCACCUUGGGGGCUGGUGGGGGGAAGGCGUGGUUCACCUUGGAGACGGACCUCGCGGAGCCCGUCCUGAAGCCAGUGUGGGAUCUCAAGGGCGACGCCGUCCGCAUUGUCGGCUUGGAGUGGAAGUCGUGGUUCGCGCAGUGCGUCCAGUUGCCGAGGCGCGUCCUGGGCUCCUUGCGCCCUGGCUUGCGCCUGUUCUGGGACGAUGAUGGCGACGGACCGUUCUUGGAGAUCGCCUGUAAGAAGUCGUGGUGGACGAGUUCUCGCGCGACCGUCGCGAUGUACGCGAAGCACUUCGGCCUCGUCGUCCCCGUCGCCUCUUCGUUGUUCGGCCUCCUUUGGAGCGUGUGCAAGCAGGUGCUGCAGACUUCCGACGCCAAGGCGGUCGAGAUAUUGUUCAAGCGCCUCUCGCAGCAGAAGAAGGGCGAGCUCGACGUCGACACGAUCCUCGAGGUGGACGACGCCGCGGAGGUUCUCGACAAGAACGACAUCCAGAAGAUGGAGCAGGCCAAGGAGUCGGCGGCAGCGACCAAGGCGGAGCAGAAGAGCUACAAGCAGGAGUAUUUGCAGAAGGCCACCCAGGUGGCCCAGGCAGCGGCCAAGGCAGCAGCCAAGGCCAAGGCGAAGGGCAAGGCAAAGCCGAAGGCUGCGCCUGUGAACAGGAGCCUGGAGGGGCUCCACCCCAUCGACCAGGCGGAGGCGCGCAUGUUCAUUCCCGAGUACGGUGCGUCGAUCUGGCGCAACAACGUGGGCCAGGGUUGGUGCGGCCACGUUCCGCCGAACCCGCGCACCAGCGAGCGGUUCGCCGACCACGGCGGCAGCAGUGUGUUGGCCCUCAAGGCCGAGUUGAAGACGAUCUGGUCGGAGUGGCUCGAGAAGGAAGGGUUCGGGGUCGAGAGGUGCUUCGUGAUCGGGCUUUUCCCUCCAGCUGCGUAG
This is a messenger RNA of Prorocentrum cordatum, 4407 nucleotides long. The record is from the annotation of a GenBank genome assembly. NCBI's taxonomy places the organism in Eukaryota, Dinophyceae, Prorocentrales, Prorocentraceae.